Molecule: messenger RNA, 1769 nt
Organism: Toxotes jaculatrix (banded archerfish)
Lineage: Eukaryota; Metazoa; Chordata; Actinopteri; Toxotidae
Gene: foxi3a
Product: forkhead box I3a
Biological process (GO): regulation of transcription by RNA polymerase II; anatomical structure morphogenesis; cell differentiation
Molecular function (GO): RNA polymerase II cis-regulatory region sequence-specific DNA binding; DNA-binding transcription factor activity, RNA polymerase II-specific
Source: RefSeq, a predicted model, not a curated record
GCCCGAGGGGAGGAAUUCAACCUGUUCUUAUUCAAAUCAACCCCCACCACACACACACACACACACACACACACACACACACUUAUGCAUGAAUGUGUGUGUGUGUGUGUGUGUGUGAGACACCACAGAGUGGCCAAUCAGCUCGUCCAUGGGCGGAGCAGCAGAGUAUAAGUGUCUCAGGUGAGCAGCAGCAGGUGUAGUGAGCAGGACAGGUGCAGGAGGACGAUACCAGCUGUGUGUGUGACUUUUACAAACACACAUUUUUAUUUCAGCACACACACACACACACACACGUGUUGGAGCUGAGCUGAAGAAGACACCGGCCUGUUUAUGCAGAGGUAGAGAGACAGAAGAGUGAAGAAAGAAAAGAAUGACCGGAGUUUCCAGAAUGGCGUCCUUCAUCUCGGAGCAGGGUCUCUCCCCCCCUCUGUGUGGACGACCCCCCUCCCAACAGGAGCUUCCCUCCUUGAGCCUCGAUCCGUCUGAUUUCAGCCUGUACAGCCCCCCGGCACCUCCAGAGUCCAGCCUGUCUGCUUCACCGUGGCUCCCUCCCUCCAGCAACCACAUCGACCACAACCUCAGCUUUAACAGCCCAGACACGGGCCCCAUCUCUGGGGCCACAAGAGUCCCCCCAGGACCUCCCCCAGGACUCCCCCCAGCACUUGGAGUCUUCUUCCCCCAUCCCUACAGCCAUCACAGGCCCCUGCUCCCUGGCAGCCCCUGGUACUCCCUGUGCUCCACGAACGACGUGAUGCGACUGGUCCGACCGCCGUACUCCUACUCCGCCCUCAUCGCCAUGGCGAUCCAGAGCUCGCCUGAGCAGCGUCUGACGCUCAGCCAGAUCUACCAGUAUGUCUCCGAUAACUUCCCCUUCUACAGCUGCAACAAGGCUGGCUGGCAGAACUCCAUCCGCCACAACCUGUCGCUCAACGACUGUUUCCAGAAGGUUCCCCGUGAUGAGAACGACCCAGGUAAAGGAAACUACUGGACUCUGGAUCCAAACUGUGAGAAGAUGUUUGACAAUGGAAACUUCCGCCGCAAGAGGAAGAGGAAGUUGGACAAUGUGACCACGGGCAAGAAACUGUCCCCCCCCCCCUCCUCUUCCUCGUCUGACUCAUCAGAGCUGAACCCUAAAAUUCCCAGCAUGCACUGCAGCAGCGGCAGCACUGAGCUCCCUGCUCUCUCAGAUGCCACCUCUGGCCUCAGCAGCUUCCUGUGUCAGCUCCAGGACUCACCCCCCCCCACUCCUCACGCCAGCUCUCCCUUGCUGUACAUGCAGGUACCGGACGACGCCCCCCCACCUCCACCCCCUCAGGCAUACGUCUCCUCUUACUCUCCUGGUGCCGUGGUGCCACAGUGGGACGCCUGCAGUUCCUCUCCUGCCCUCUUCCCCUCCGUCCAUCACUCUUCUCCUCCUCCUCCUCUCUUCCCCUCUGUCCAUCACUCUUCUCCUCCUCUUCCUCCUCUCUUCCCCUCCUCCCAGUUGACCCCUCCCCACUUCUCCUCCCACCUAGCAGACCCUCAGACUGCCUCCCUGCCACUUUAUGCCGACCUUCAGACGGCGUCCUGUCGUCUGCCAGAGCUCCAGGAGACCCAGCAGCAGCAGCAUCUUCAGGCCCAGUGUGAGCCUCUGUUCUCGGGGGGCUUUAUUGACGCCCUGCCCCUCGACGCUCUGGUUCUCCAGCAGUGAGACAAAGCUGAAUUCACUGUUACGAGUGUGUGAAAGUUUGUAUUUAUCUGUUUUUAAUAUUUUCAUAAAGUAAAAAAAG